This is a messenger RNA of Exophiala dermatitidis NIH/UT8656, 1638 nucleotides long. Its product is annotated as cyclohexanone monooxygenase. The record is from RefSeq and is a predicted model, not a curated record. The transcript has 3 exons. Lineage: Eukaryota; Fungi; Ascomycota; Eurotiomycetes; Chaetothyriales; Herpotrichiellaceae. Bases 1 to 1638 code for a protein of 545 amino acids. Gene Ontology annotation, molecular function: oxidoreductase activity.
AUGGGGUCGCAUCAGAUAGAACAGGUAGAUGUUCUGCUCGUCGGGGCCGGAUUUGCCUCGUUUACGUUACUAAACCGCCUCCGCAAGCUGGGAUUCUCUGUGCGAAUCUUUGAGAAAGGAGGAGCGAGUGGCGGCAUCUGGUAUUGGAACUGCUACCCUGGGGCGCGGGUGGACACAGACUCGCCUAUCUACCAACUGUUCGACAAGGAACUCUGGGAAGACUUCACGUUCACGGAACGGUACCCGGGCUGGCAAGAACUACGUCGGUACUUCGACCACGUGGAGAAGAAGUGGAAUGUCCGGGACUACACGUCGUUCAACAAGCAUGUGGACAGCGCGGUGUUCGACGAGAAGCGACAGCAAUGGUUAGUUGAAUGCGCGGACGGCACCGAGAUCUACGCCAACUGGUUCAUCCCGUGCAUCGGGUUCGCCAGUAAGAGAUACACGCCGCCGUUCCCUGGGCUGGGCAACUUCCGCGGCGACAUCUACCACACUGCGGUAUGGCCUCAACACGGGGUCAACCUCAAAGGCAAGCGCGUGGCCGAAGUAGGCACCGGAGCGUCCGGGAUCCAAGUGAUCCAAGAGAUUGGCGACAAGGUCAAAGAACUGACAGUCUUCCUACGCACGCCCAACAUGUGUCUGCCGAUGAACCAGCGGAAGCUAGACCCGGCGGAGGAAGAGAAGAAGAAGAAGGACGGCACAUACGAGAAAGAGAUGGAGAAGACACGGCACACAUUUGCGGGCUUCACAUACGACUUUGUGGACCGCAACACGUUCGACGACACGCCCGAGGAGCGCGAGAAGUUCUACCACAAGCUCAUGAUCGAGGAAGGCGGUUUCAUGUUCUGGCUGGCCAACUACAAGGACAUGCUGUUCGACCUCAAGGCCAACGAGGAGGCAUACAAGUUUUGGCGCAAGCAGGUCCUGAAGCGCAUCAAGGAUCCCGAAAAGCAAAAGCUGCUGGCUCCCGAGGUGCCGCCUCACCCAUGGGGCACGAAGCGGCCGUCGCUCGAGCAGCGAUUCUAUGAAGUCGUCGACCAGCCGCACGUCAAGAUCAUCGACGUCAACAAGUCGCCCAUCGAGGAGGUCACGCCCACGGGCCUGCGCACCAAGGAAGGUCUGGUUGAGGUCGAUGUGAUUGUGUUGGCUACUGGCUUCGACUCGGUCACCGGCUCGCUGGCCCAACUCAACAUCCAGGGCACCGACGGCGGUACCAUUGCUGACCACUGGAAGGAUGGCACAAAGACCUCUAUGGGUAUCGCCAUGCCCAAUUUCCCCAACAUGUUCUUCCUUUAUGGUCCUCAGGCGCCGACGGCGUUUAGCUCUGGUCCCAGCUGUACCCAGUUCCAGGCCGAGUGGGUCGAAAAGACUUUCCAGCUCAUUAAAGAAAGGGGUAUUACUCGUCUUGAAGCUACUCAGGAAUCAGAGGACGACUGGUGCAAGAGAAUGCAUGAGGCGUGGAAUGCCUCUUUGUUCCCUAUGGCAAAGAGUUGGUACCAGGGUGCGAAUAUCCCUGGUCGGAAGGUCGAGCCUUUGAAUUGGGCUGGCGGAAUGGUCGAAUACGUCAACACCCUCGACCGCAGUCUGGACAAUGAUCUGCAGGGCUGGCACUACGCUACGGCCGAGGCCAAAGCGUGA